CUUCCUAACGAGGAUCCUGAAAUUUUUGAAGUUUCAUCCAAGUGUCUGUCUAUACUGGUUCAGUUGUAUGGAGGGGAAAACCCAGAGAGCCUGUCUCCUGAAAAUGCAGAGACCUUCGCUGAUUUACUGACAUCCAAAGAGGACCCAAAGGACCAGAAGCUUCUGUUGAGGAUUCUCAGAAGAAUGAUCACCUCCAACGAGAAGCACCUGGAGAGUCUCAAGAGUGCAGGGAGCCUCCUUCGGGCUCUGGAGGGGCUGGCCCCGGCCGGGGGGUCAUCAGCCAACAGCGCAGUGGCAUCCUUGGCCCUGGAGAUCCUCCAAGCUGCUGGACGCUAGGCAAGAAGGCACUCAGCACAGCCUCUCUGCGGUCCCUACCCCCGGCUGCACACACUCCACAGGUCACCCACAGCUCUGUGUGGGUCCAAUAAAGUCAGCUGAAUCCAGAA
Odocoileus virginianus texanus is the source of this 446-nucleotide messenger RNA. Lineage: Eukaryota; Metazoa; Chordata; Mammalia; Artiodactyla; Cervidae. The record is from RefSeq and is a predicted model, not a curated record.